Molecule: messenger RNA, 1731 nt
Organism: Labrus bergylta (ballan wrasse)
Lineage: Eukaryota; Metazoa; Chordata; Actinopteri; Labriformes; Labridae
Gene: tirap
Product: toll-interleukin 1 receptor (TIR) domain containing adaptor protein
Biological process (GO): regulation of stress-activated MAPK cascade; positive regulation of canonical NF-kappaB signal transduction; toll-like receptor 4 signaling pathway
Cellular component (GO): cytoplasm; plasma membrane
Molecular function (GO): Toll-like receptor 4 binding; Toll-like receptor 2 binding
Source: RefSeq, a predicted model, not a curated record
UUUAUUUCAGGGCGAUGUCAGUGACACUCAAAGCUCUACUUAGUCUUUCUCUCACUCUGUGGCUGUCGCUGGAUUGUGUCUCAUUGUGCUCCCACUUGAGUAUUCUAUAAAUAUAUACAGUAUGUAAUAAUGUGAUGAUUUCUUACCUGGAGGACUUUAGCAAGGCGUUUAGAGGACGGGAUGACAUUUUAACCAACAUGCAUUGUUGGUUACGCAAACUCUGGAAGUCAAAAGUGUCUUUUUCAGCACAACACGGAGAAGAAGCAAAAGUGACAAAAUCUUCAACAUCCCCUGUCAACAGUGUGUCACCGCCGCCUUCAACGACGUCACCAAAGACAGCACCGUCUGAUCCCCUACAGCCUCCGUCUGCUCUGAGCUCACCGCAGCGAUGGAGCAGAAAGUAUGAUGUGCUCGUGUGCCACAGCUGUGUGGACAGUGACGCUGAAGAGGGAGGACGCCUGGUCUCUUUCCUGGAGGCUUCUCCCCGUAGUCUUAGGUGCUUUCUCGGGGGAAGGGAUGACUGUCCAGGAGGGGCAGUUUCCACAGAAUUAUGCAAGGCUGUGCUGAACAGCCAUGUUUGGGCUCUGCUCAUCACUCCUAACUUCCUGCAGGAUGAUUGGUGCCAGUAUAUGACACAACAGGCUCUAGCAGAGGGACCUAUGUCCCAUCGGAUUAUUCCACUGGUUAAGAACCUGUCCCGCUCUCAGGUUCCUCAGGAACUGAAGUUCUUUAUCAGCAUUGACCUGAACAAUAACCCUGACAGGGGUUACACGAUCCUUCACCAAACUGUGCUCAAGUACCUGGAAGAUCUAGUUAAAAGACAUGAAGAUACUUGACUGCUGUACUUGGAAAGCUCCACCAAACAACUGAGUGGAGAAUUCAGUUCAAAAAGACAAGCUGCUGUCAAAAUAUCAAUUAGAGGAGACUUCAGCCCAGAAGAAGUGAUAAAGAGAAGAGAUGGAGUCUGCAGUCAUCAAAAAAGAUAGAGUCUGCAGUCAUCAAAAAAGAUAAAGAAAGACGGGGUGAUGAAGUGCAUGUUGCUCUGAAAGGAAAACACUGGUGCUAUUGACUUGGCUGAACUUUAUGUAACGAAGCAGUCAAGUGAUUUGAUUGAUUUUUUAGGGGUCUUUUCGCCUUUUGUAGUAGAGAUAGGACAGCGGAUAGGAGAGAGUGGGCAACAACAAACCGGGAAAGGAGCCACAUGCUGGAUUUGAACCCCCGGGUCAGGCCAUCCUGAGGACCACACAGCCUCCAUAAAUGGGACAUCUGAACAAACCGGCGUUCCUUUUAGGUCAUUCUUAAAUCAGAUGUCUGUCAUGCUUUAAAAAGUGGUUUGGUGAAGCUUCCUCUUGUGUGGCCUUUAUAGCCUAUGCAGUUCCCCACCAAGACUUUAUAGGCUUCCCUCUCAGAUAAAUCAACAAUGGACGUGACAUCUUUUUUUCAAACAGGAAGAAGGAAAAUUGCUAACUACUAAAUUGCAACGUGUGAUCAAAUGUCGAAACCUACAGGACAACUCUAUAAACCUUGAUAUAUUUGAAACUGACUCUUAAAUGCGUCUAAAUAGUUUAGUUGUGUUCCUUUGCACUAAGAAGUGUUUCAAAUAUCAGAUUUCUUGACCACAUCAUAGAUGGUUAAAAGGAACAUAUUAUGAGAAAUCCUCUUCUACAGUGUUUCUGAACAUAUAUUUGGGUAACCUGAGUGUCUACUGACCCCCAAAAUGUGAAAUAAACC